Messenger RNA from Alligator mississippiensis (American alligator), 5149 nucleotides. RefSeq names its product MAM domain containing glycosylphosphatidylinositol anchor 2 (gene MDGA2). The transcript has 17 exons. Gene Ontology annotation, molecular function: protein binding. The record is from RefSeq and is a predicted model, not a curated record. Gene Ontology annotation, cellular component: plasma membrane. Gene Ontology annotation, biological process: homophilic cell-cell adhesion; nervous system development. The coding region runs from base 249 to 3167 and encodes 972 amino acids. Lineage: Eukaryota; Metazoa; Chordata; Crocodylia; Alligatoridae.
CUCGCCGCACGUAGAGCACAACGUGACCGCCCAGCCCGACGAGCCUCCUCCUUCUCCUCCUCCUCCUCCUCCUCCUCCUCCCUCCGGCUCCGGCUCCGGCUCCGCUCCGCUCCGGCCCCCGCACCUGCCGGCCCCGCUGCCGCUGCCGCUGCCGCUGCCGCGCCGAGCAGCGCGGGGCCAUGGAGCUGCGCCGAGCCCGAGCCCGAGCCCGAGCCCGAGCCUGAGCGGGGCGGGCGGGCGCGGGGUCCAUGUCCCGCCCUGGAUAUGUGGAUGCCCACGCGAGGAUGGAUGUCGCGUGCGGGCUGCUCUGGCUGCUCAGCGCGCUGCUGGAGGGCGGCUGCGGACAGGGGGUCUACGCCCCACCCACGGUGAGGAUUGUUCACUCAGGCCUGGCGUGUAACAUCGAGGAGGAGCGGUACUCGGAGCGAGUAUACACCAUCCGUGAGGGGGAGACUCUGGAGCUGACCUGCUUGGUCACGGGCCAUCCUCGGCCACAGAUCAGGUGGACCAAAACAGCAGGAAGUGCCUCUGACAGAUUUCAAGACUCAAGUGUCUUCAACGAAACUCUGAGGAUUACCAAUAUCCAGCGCCAUCAAGGAGGUCGCUACUACUGUAAGGCGGAAAAUGGCUUGGGUUCGCCAGCGAUAAAGUCAAUAAGAGUGGAUGUCUACUAUCUGGAUGAUCCAAUAGUGACAGUUCAUCAGAGCAUAGGGGAAGCAAAAGAGCAGUUCUACUAUGAGAGAACGGUGUUUCUCAGGUGUGUUGCCAACUCCAAUCCGCCUGUUCGGUACAGCUGGCGGCGUGGUCAAGAGGUAUUGCUGCAGGGGUCCGACAAAGGAGUUGAAAUUUAUGAACCCUUCUUUACCCAGGUAGGAAUUGAGGGGGAAACAAAGAUUCUGAAACUAAAGAAUCUUCGACCUCAGGACUACGCUAAUUACAGCUGCAUCGCUUCGGUGAGGAAUGUGUGCAACAUCCCCGACAAGAUGGUCUCGUUUAGACUCUCCAAUAAAACAGCCUCUCCAUCAAUCAAGCUCCUGGUGGAUGACCCUAUUGUGGUGAACCCUGGGGAGGCCAUUACGUUAGUCUGCGUGACGACGGGAGGAGAACCGGCUCCCAGCCUCACCUGGGUCAGAUCCAUCGGGGUCCUGCCUGAGAAAAUCGUCCUGAAUGGUGGGACCUUAACGAUACCUGCCAUCACUUCAGAAGAUGCUGGCACCUAUAGCUGCAUCGCCAAUAAUAAUGUGGGCAACCCCGCAAAAAAGUCCACCAACAUCAUUGUAAGAGCCUUAAAAAAAGGUCGGUUUUGGAUCACGCCAGACCCGUAUCACAAAGACGACAACAUCCAGAUUGGGCGCGAGGUGAAAAUCUCUUGCCAGGUGGAAGCUGUUCCUUCAGAAGAGCUCACGUUUAGUUGGUUUAAAAAUGGACGCCCUUUGCGAAGCUCAGAGAGGAUGGUCAUUACCCAGACAGAUCCAGAUGUGUCCCCUGGCACCACCAACCUGGAUAUCAUCGACUUGAAAUUCACGGACUUUGGGACCUACACUUGUGUGGCAUCCUUGAAAGGAGGCGGCAUAUCUGAUAUCAGCAUUGAUGUGAAUAUAUCCAGCAGUACAGUUCCACCCAAUUUGACUGUCCCACAAGAAAAAUCACCCUUGGUCACGCGGGAAGGAGAUACUAUUGAACUGCAGUGCCAAGUGACCGGAAAGCCCAAACCAAUCAUUCUUUGGUCCAGAGCAGACAAGGAGACGGCGAUGCCAGAUGGAUCGAUGCAGAUGGAGAGCUACGAUGGGAUACUGAGGAUAGUAAACGUGUCUCGGGAGAUGACAGGAACAUACAGAUGCCAGACCAGUCAGUACAACGGAUUCAACGUGAAGCCGAGAGAAGCCCUGGUACAGCUCAUUGUGCAGUAUCCUCCUGCGGUGGAACCAGCCUUCUUGGAGAUUAGACAAGGCCAGGGUCGAAGCAUCACCAUGAGUUGCCGGGUGCUGAGAGCGUACCCAACUCGGGUGCUGACAUUUGAGUGGCGACUGGGCAAUAAAUUGCUGCGGACUGGUCAGUUUGAUGCUCAAGACUCUACUGAAUACACCGUAAGCAGUCUGUCCAGGGACAGCUAUGGGAUUUACAAUUGCAACAUCAUAAAUGAAGCUGGAGCAGGGCGAUGCAGCUUUCUCGUUACAGGCAAAGCGUACGCGCCCGAGUUUUACUACGACACCUACAACCCCCUGUGGCAGAACCGGCCCCGGGUUUACUCCUACAGCCUGCAGUGGACUCAGAUGAACCCCGACGCUGUGGACCGCAUCCUUGCGUACCGCCUCGGGAUUAAGCAGGCUGGGCAGCAGCGUUGGUGGGAGCAGGAGAUUACAGUGAAUGGGAACAUUCAGAAAGGAGAAUUAAUUACAUACAACCUGACAGAGCUGAUCAAGCCAGAAGCCUAUGAAGUCCGACUGACUCCUAUCACCAGAUUUGGGGAGGGAGAUUCGACCAUUCGUGUCAUCAAAUAUAGUGCUCCAGUCAAUCCCCACUUACGGGAGUUUCACUGUGGGUUUGAGGACAAUAACAUCUGUCUAUUCACCCAAGAUGAUACGGACAAUUUUGACUGGACGAAACAAAGCACUCUCACCAGACACCCAAAAUACACUCCAAACACUGGGCCUAUUGCAGACCGAACCGGGUCCAAAGAAGGUUUCUACAUGUACAUUGAAACGUCGCGCCCCAGGCUGGAAGGAGAAAAGGCCAGACUUAUUAGUCCUGUUUUCAGUGUGGUGCCUCAAAAUCCUUACGGAGCUACCAACACGGCGUAUUGUUUUAGCUUCUACUAUCACAUGUACGGACAGCACAUAGGAAGCUUGAAUGUUUACCUGCGGCUAAAGGGUCAGACGACAAUAGAAAACCCAUUAUGGUCCUUAAGUGGGAAUAAGGGGCAGCACUGGAAUCAGGCCCGUCUUAACAUACACCCAACCACUUCAUUUCAGGUCAUUUUCGAAGGAAUCCGAGGUCCUGGCAUAGAAGGCGACAUUGCUAUUGACGACGUAUCAAUUGUGGAAGGAGAGUGUAUGAAAACAUACCAGCCGCCCAUCAAUUCCCGAUCAGGUGCUUUUGGGACGUUAGCACAUAUAUGGCUUUUCCCAGUUCUCCUCCUCCUGUCUGUCUUAAGUCAUCAGAGGUGACCUUAUUCUGGCAGAGGCUACAAAAGAUUCACCAGGCACUGGCAUGAAGAAAGAGUCUUUGUAAAAUGGACAUUUAAAAACAAACUACCAAAGAUUCCUCCACUGACUGACUCAAACGUUUAAAAAAAAAAAUAAAAGUUUAAAAAAAAAUAAAAAGCACUGGGGAUAAAAGGCAUCCUGGGAGCAUAACUCGCUACGAACCACGCGUGAAAAAAAAAGUGAUCUGGCCUGAGUAAAGAGGAGAGCUGCAGGUGCUUUUGUGGUCAGUAAGAAUACAGCAUCAUCUGGUUGAACUCUGAAAAAAGAGCUAUAGAAAUCCUUGUCAAAGCACAAAGUCAUGGCUGGUUUUGUUUCAAAUGAAUAGUUUGCUUGUUACCAUGGAAACCUAAUGGCCUGCCAAAAAAAAAAAAGGAGAGAGAAAUAGAGAGAGAAAGAGAGAAACACCUUACUGUAAACAGGGUACGUGAAGAGCUGGCGUAUAUUUUCCCUUCGAGAAGGUUUUUAGUAUAGAGUUCAAUAAACGUAGGCCCUUUCGCCUUUGGCUGUCACCUCCCCUAGAGAAUAACCCUAAAUCAAAGCUGUUUAAGAUGUUUAUGUUUCAUUUUCUCAUGGCUAUGCUAGAUAACUGUAUGCCGUCUCCUUUUGCAUGCAUUACUAGCCAGGAUGUGCCACCUGGGCUUACAUAUUACACAGGCUUAUCGGAGUUUGCUUGCGGCCACUUGACCACCCCCCCCCCCUCCCCCCCAACUAAGUCAUCUGUUCUAAUGAAGUGAAGAAACCAAACCACCAUCUUUUAUAAAUUGCCAUGGAAACCAAGUGCCUUCAAUGAAACAAGCCUGAUUAUAAAACAAAAUAACGCUAAUAAUUUCAACACAGAAGCUUGCACUGCUAAAAUGUGGUUUGUCCAAACUAUUUUCUAAAACAAACUACCGAGCCUAAGAGUGCAAGCUGCAGGCAAGAAAGCAAAGCCGCUUCUGGAGAAGGAUGGACCUCGGUUGCUGCGUAAGCCCUUUUGGAUGAGAUGUUUGUUGUUUAACCUUCCAGACAGCCAUGGCCUUUCAGCUUAUUAUCCAUUAGAAAAUAGCUUCUAUUGGUCCAGAGAAUGGGAGCAACACUUUUUCCACCCCCCCAGGUUAUCAAGUGGGUCAACCAGAGCAAAAGGUUGUUCAGAUAUACUUAGCGCAGAAGGUGGUAAAACACAAAAGUGAUUUUCUUCGUCUAACCUCCAUUUGAAAUGAAAUUGGCCCUAGCUUUAGAGAGAAGAGAAGGUGUGUGUGUGUAACUGCAGUGCAUAUAUAUAUUAAAAAAAAUCCAAAAGAAGAAAACAAAACCAACAAAAAAAAAAACAAAACAAAAACCACUCUACAGCAAAAGAGGGCCGGCAAAAUCUGGCUUUAUUCCAAACACCAAGGGUACAAUGCCUCUGCCCUUUAGUCAGACUCUGUGCAGAUUGUGAAAUAUUAUUUUAUUAUUUUAGCAAAAUUAAAAAAAAAAAGAAAACACUUUUACAAAAAAAUAAAACCUGUAAAAAUGAUUUUGAGCUACCUGAGUACAUGCCAUACCUUUAACCAGCCAGUUUUCCAAUGCAUUGUAAAUUUCCCUUACACACUUGGUUAUGAAAAUUUGAAAACCUUUUUCCUUAAAUUAUGUCAGCUUUUAACUUCAUUUAAAAAGAAAAAAAAAGAAAGACUUUUGUCUAAAGAAGAGUAUUAUUAUUAUUAUAAUUAUUAUUAUUAUUAUUAUAUGUUCUUUCAACACCCUAGGAUUAAAAACUGAUAUGCAAGUAAUUGGGAUAUAAAUAUUAAAAAAAAAAAGUAUAACAUUUGCAAAUAUUAAUAUAAAAAGCACAACAAGAUGCAGUAAAACGAUUACAAGGCUUGAUUUUUUUUAUUCUGUAGAAAAAUGUUUGUGCAAAUUCAGUACUUCAACUGAAGAGAUAAUUUUACAGCUAUGUUCAAUAAAGCCUCUUUCCAGGUAAGGUA